UUAUCAUGUGAUUAAAGGUAAAGUGAAGUGAGCAACUGUAGGCGUCGGCAGCAGACGAGCUGAAGAGAAUAUCAGAAGUUGUGCUUAUUAUUGUUAAUUUCUAUUCUAUGCUCGAUCUGUUAUCGCAUUAAUAACUAAAGAUGUCUACGAAAACAGCCAUGCCUUCUAUGAGUGCUAAUCGUGCUUUAAAAGAACAUUCAUUAGUUGUUACGCGAGAUUUCAUAUCUCAACCACGAAUAACUUAUAAAACAGUCUCUGGAGUUAAUGGACCUCUUGUUAUAUUAGAUGAUGUCAAGUUUCCAAAGUUUGCAGAAAUUGUUCAGCUGGUUCUGGCUGAUGGUACUGCUAGAACAGGACAAGUUCUUGAAGUUAGUGGGAAAAAAGCUGUAGUACAGGUAUUUGAAGGAACUUCAGGAAUUGACGCUAAGCAUACAUUAUGUGAAUUUACUGGUGAUAUUUUACGAACUCCUGUAUCGGAAGAUAUGUUAGGUCGAGUAUUCAAUGGAUCAGGGAAGCCCAUUGAUAGAGGACCUCCUGUUCUCGCAGAAGAUUUUCUUGAUAUUCAAGGUCAGCCUAUAAACCCCUGGUGUCGUAUUUAUCCUGAGGAAAUGAUACAAACGGGUAUAUCGACAAUCGAUGUAAUGAACAGUAUUGCUAGAGGCCAAAAAAUUCCCAUAUUCUCUGCUGCUGGCUUACCUCAUAAUGAAAUUGCUGCACAGAUAUGUCGUCAAAGUGGUUUAGUUAAAAACAGAGAUGUAAUGGAUCAAGAGCAUGACAACUUUGCCAUCGUGUUUGCUGCUAUGGGUGUUAACAUGGAAACUGCAAGAUUCUUCAAGCAGGAUUUUGAAGAAAAUGGUUCUAUGGAAAAUGUGUGCCUUUUCUUAAAUUUGGCCAAUGAUCCAACCAUUGAACGUAUUAUUACACCUCGAUUGGCUCUAACAACUGCGGAAUACUUGGCCUACCAAUGCGAAAAGCACGUCUUGGUCAUCCUUACUGAUAUGUCCUCCUAUGCUGAAGCUCUUAGAGAAGUAUCAGCUGCACGUGAAGAAGUACCAGGACGAAGAGGUUUUCCUGGUUAUAUGUACACUGAUUUAGCAACCAUAUAUGAAAGAGCUGGAAGAGUAGAGGGAAGAAAUGGGUCUAUCACUCAAAUUCCUAUUCUAACCAUGCCAAACGAUGAUAUCACUCAUCCUAUUCCUGAUUUAACUGGUUAUAUUACUGAGGGACAAAUCUAUAUAGAUAGGCAGCUGCAUAACAGACAGAUUUACCCUCCAAUCAAUGUAUUGCCGUCGCUUUCUCGAUUGAUGAAAUCUGCCAUCGGGGAAGGAAUGACGAGAAAAGAUCAUUCCGAUGUGUCCAAUCAAUUGUAUGCUUGUUAUGCCAUUGGUAAGGACGUCCAGGCUAUUAAAGCUGUUGUGGGUGAAGAGGCAUUGACAUCAGAAGAUCUCUUAUAUCUUGACUUCCUAAGCAAAUAUGAAAAAAGCUUCAUAUCACAAGGGAACUAUGAAAAUCGAACAGUGUUUGAUUCGUUAGACAUUGGGUGGCAGUUGUUGCGAAUCUUCCCAAAAGAAUUAUUAAAGCGUAUUCCACAGAGCACAUUAGAAGAAUUUUAUCCCAGGGAUAGUCGCCAUGGAGCAGCAGCUGAUUCUAAAGAGAAAGCUUAGUUGUGUCUUUGUUGUAAAUCACUCUACUAGUUUUGCAGGAAAUCAUUCCAAAGUAGAUAGUAAGAUGUCAAAGAUUCAUGGUGUCUGCAAGAUUGGUCAUUAUAUCAUUUUCAUAUUUUUUUUUUUUUAUUAAAAGAUUUGUUAGAAUGACUUAUUUAACUGAUAAUAUUAACAAUAGUAUUUAUUAUUUUGUACAUGUUUAAAAAAAAUUAAUAAAUAAAAAUAUAUAUACGCUGUACAUUUCGAAGAAACAUUGUUCGCUAUCAAGUUUUUUCCAAAUAAUUUCAUUUGUCAUAGAGUUUUUAUAUAGUAAGUAAUUAUUUCGCAAUUUUUACAUAUUUUUCCUAUUGUAUCACAUUAGUAGUUUAUUCAAAUUAUAUGUAUGUUAAACCAUUUGUGCAGAUCUCUAUAUGGAUAUAGAGUUUUGUAAAAGUGUUGAGUCUAGUCUUUAUUGUGAAUUGAGACAUAAAUUAUUGUUGAACUUACUGUGAAUUGAGACAUAAAUUAUUUUGCUGAACUUUCAUGUCACGUUCAGUUUAUAUUAAUUGUUUGUUUAAUCUGGACUUGAAAAUAAUUUUACAACCAAUUAUCAUCUAAAAGUGCUCUUGAACAAAAAAUCAAGUUCUUAACUAUACACAUAGACUUUUUUUUUGCUGCAUCAAACAUUUUGUCUUUUUCCUGUGCUGUUUCUUGAGUUUUGUACAUAUAUAUAUUGUGGUUAGUGAACUAUUCAAGAUAUGUCUGUUUUAACCGGAAGAAAAAAAAAUAUUUGGUGUCAAAUGUACUUUAAUCCAGGAAAGAAAAAAAAUGAACUUAUUCAUGUUUUUGAUUUUGGAGUUUUAUGGUAAUAAAUUGUUGAAACAAA
Parasteatoda tepidariorum (common house spider) is the source of this 2529-nucleotide messenger RNA. RefSeq names its product V-type proton ATPase subunit Vha55 (gene Vha55). Gene Ontology annotation, biological process: proton transmembrane transport; ATP metabolic process; vacuolar acidification. NCBI's taxonomy places the organism in Eukaryota, Metazoa, Arthropoda, Arachnida, Araneae, Theridiidae. The record is from RefSeq and is a predicted model, not a curated record. Gene Ontology annotation, cellular component: proton-transporting V-type ATPase, V1 domain. Gene Ontology annotation, molecular function: proton-transporting ATPase activity, rotational mechanism; ATP binding.